Messenger RNA from Chelmon rostratus (copperband butterflyfish), 1258 nucleotides. RefSeq lists its product as uncharacterized. The transcript has 5 exons. The record is from RefSeq and is a predicted model, not a curated record. NCBI's taxonomy places the organism in Eukaryota, Metazoa, Chordata, Actinopteri, Chaetodontiformes, Chaetodontidae. The coding region runs from base 63 to 845 and encodes 260 amino acids.
AGAGAGGCAGGCAGGCAGCAGCGACAGGAUGAGUCUGAGAGGAAGACCACCUCUCACAUGAGAUGAUGGAAAUGUGGCUGAAACGCUCGACGCUGGUGUUCCUCACAGUAAUAGUAGCAGCUGCGGGGACAUCAGGUCAAGUUCCUGUGAUCCUGAAUAAAACACAACUCACAGUCUACAUCCCUUUGGGGUCGUCUCUGACUUUCCACUGCCGUUUGAGGAUAGAGAAGUACGUCACAUUCCGGGUAUUGUGGUAUUUCAACCCCUUUGAAUCUUCGUUCAACGAUUCACACAAAUUAACUCAAGAGCUCCAUAACAAAUCUGCAAGGACGUCCACGAACGAAACAGAGCGGGAUGGACAGACCUUGUCGAAAUACACCUUGUCAGAUGCUACGGAGAGGAACAGCGGCUGGUACUUCUGCAGAGUCAUAGUGGAGAUUCCCAUUCUUAAUAUUUCUGAAAGCUCUGGAACUCACGUAGUUAUUACGAAGAGAGUGGAACACACAACGCACCCGUCACUACCCGUAGUUACGGAUAAACAAGCAACUGUGUCUCCUGCAGACAACUUGUCGCUCCUCGACUGGUGGCUGUGGAUCACGCUGGGGGUGUCUGCUGUCAUCCUGAUCGUCCUGCUGGUCAUAUGUGUCUUGAUGAGGAAGAGAGGCCGCAGCAGCAGAGCAGAGGAUCCCGUCUAUGCCAACACUCGUCCUGUGGCCAGCAAACAGCCCUCACCUCGGCCCGACAUGCCGGUGGAGAACCUGAAGAUGGUUCCCUCCUCUCAAACCGUGCGGAACCCGAGUCCCGGCAGGAGAUACGAGGGAGGAAAGGGGAGAUACAAAGAGUGAAGAAGUCGACGGGUCACAGAUCAGUGCCUCAGCUCCUGCUCACAUUCAGCCACAGCCUGCAGCUGUGAGAGUCCUCUCUGCAAUGAAGCAUGAAUGAACUUCUCUCUGCAAGUUUUUUAUUUUAAUUUGAUGUUAUUUUUUUUCUUAAACUUCAAAUCUUGUUGUAUGUGUCCUCUCAGUAUUUCCUGUAAAAUAGUUAUAUCCAGCCACCAGAUGGCAGAUGGUGGACGCUGUUUCCACCGCCCCCCCGUCUUCUUUCUUUUCAACACCUGAUAAUAUUUGAGUGUGUUGCCAACAGCGGCCUUUGUAUAGCAAAUAAGCAAUAAAUUGCAGAUGUAAUGAUGAGAUUGAAUUUUUUUUAAAUGAACAGUGUGUUUAUUAUCAGAGUUUACAUUAAAUCUCAAUUUACUGUU